This is a messenger RNA of Paramormyrops kingsleyae, 1485 nucleotides long. The record is from RefSeq and is a predicted model, not a curated record. Lineage: Eukaryota; Metazoa; Chordata; Actinopteri; Osteoglossiformes; Mormyridae.
AUGUAUAAAAGAAAAGCACUAGCACUAGCUCUGUUAGCACCAAGAAAGAAGAGGCUGUGGGUGCAUGAGACCCUCGUACCCAGAGAGCAGCUUGGAGAAUUCAGGCUGGUAAAGGAGCUCCGUUGUCACAGCGACCGGCUCCAGGUGUACUUUCGACUCAGCAUGGAGCAGUUCAACAGCCUGCUAAGUAGAAUACCUUGCAACUGGAGACUCCUACUGUACACCACCAUUGCCUCCAGUUACCGGGUGGGCAUCUCCACUGUGGCAGAGAUUGUGCCAGAUGUGUCCAAAGCCAUUUGGGACAGCCUGGUACAUGAAUAUCUGCCAGUACCAUCUGCUUCUGAUUGGCAGGAGAUUGCUCUUGGCUUCAAGGAGAGGUGGAACUUCCCCAAUUGUGUGGGGGCAAUGGAUGGGAAGCAUGUGGUAGUCCAAGCACCACAUAAUUCUGGUUCCCAGUAUUUUAAUUACAAGGGAACAUACUCCAUUGUACUUCUGGCGGUUGUGGAUGCAAGGUAUCUUUUUAGGGUGGUGGAUGUUGGAGCUUUUGGUCGGAGCAGUGAUGGAGGGACCCUUGCUGCCUCCACCUUUGGAGAAGCCCUGCGUGAAGGGAGGCUGGAUUUGCCUGAGGAUUCUCCUCUCCCAGGUGCUGACCACCUAGGACCCAUGCCCCAUGUUUUUGUGGGAGAUGAGGCUUUUCCCCUCAGGAGGAAUGUUUUGAGGCCCUAUCCUAGAAGAAACCUCUCCCAGCCAAAGAGGAUUUUCAACUACCGCCUCUCACGUGCCAGGAGAGUUGUUGAAAAUGCCUUUGGCAUUCUUGCUGCACAGUGGAGGAUCUACCACUGGGUAAUUGGAGUGUGCCCUGUAAAUGUGGAUGCCAUUGUCAAAGCAACAGUGGCCCUUCACAACUUCCAGAGGUGGAAUUGUCUACCAGAAGCUCCCAUCUCACAAGAAGAAGCGAAGAUCCCUUCACUUCAACCUGUGAGAAGAGUGGGAGCCAACAACUCCACCCAAGAGGCCAUAGCUGUACGGGAGGUCUUCAAAAGCUACUUCUCCUCAGCCAAUGGAGGGGCGCCCUGGCAGUACACUACAGUCUGACAUGCAACCCCCACUUGCUGCUGCUGCUCAUCCUCUUCACAAUAAAACAAAGGCUCUUUUAAGAGCCACUUACUUAGUCAUAUAAAGGGCUGGUCAAGAAGACUAUCUUUUGCAUUCAUAGUUAAAGGAAGUUAAACUAAGUUGGUAAAAGUCACUUCACAAGAAGAAUGCAGCAGGAAUUGUCUGCUGCAUUACUUUUUAAUAAUAUUAUUAAUAACAAUAGUAGUAAUAAUAAUUUUGUUGCUGAUGCACAUUACAUCUUAAUAAUCAAAAUUUAUUUUAAAAAUAAUUAACUCAUUUCUUUCAACAAUUAACAUGAACAUCAAUCAUGAACAUGAAUAAAUAACAAUAACAAUGAUAAACACUCAAGAACAAAUUUACUUUAGGAAC